AUGGAAGAUGAAUCAGGUCGAUACCGCAUUAUUCAUAUCUGCUGCAAUCGUGGAAGGACUUACCGGAAAAGGAAUAAGAAUACUGAGCAAAGAGAGUCAAGAACUAGUGCAAUUAAUUGCCCAUUCCGCCUCUCAUUACACCCAACAGAUGACUACCAGCUAUAUCUUACAGCUGAGAAUACCAAUCAUAACCAUGGUCCAACAGAAAACCGUUCAGCACAUGCUUCUCAUCGCCGGCAAGAACUUAACCAGAGAGCUCCACAAAUCCAGAAUCAGCUACAUCUUGGUGUAAGACCACAACAGAUUAUCACAGGUCUCCGCAGGGAGGAUUCCCAAUCAUGCAUCAUUGAAAAAGACGUUUACAACUUUAUUCAAAAGACACAAUCAGAGUAUCUAGCUGGCCGCACAGCUAUGCAAGCAUUAAUUGACGAUCUUCCAAGAGAUGGAGUAUGGGAACUCCAAGUUGAGCUUGAUUCCUCUAAUUCUCCAACACUCUUAUUCUGCGCACAUCGGACUAGUAUUUCCUUACUUCAAACUAAUCCCUGGGUUAUUUCGAUGGACCCAACAUUUAAAACCAAUAAGUAUUCACUCCCGCUUUUUAAUAUUGUGGGAUUUGCAGCAACCGGUCAAUCGUUCCUUAUUGCCUGUGUUUUUAUUGAAGACCAAAAAGAAGACACCUUUAUUAUCGCUGCGGAAUGCUUAAAAAGACUUUACGCAUCUCUUCCUAGAUGUCCAUAUCCAACAACGAUUCUAACAGAUAAAGAUGACCGUCUACAAUCUGCUCUUCUUACAGUCUUCCCGCAAUCUCACAGAAUGAUCUGUAUUUGGCAUAUUAACCAGAAUAUCGCUAAACAUGCAAGACCAUUACUUAAUGAACAAACUAUUCUUGAUCGAACCAACAGUAUUAUCACUCCAGCUCAAAGAGAAGCCGAGCGAGAGAACGUCAAGGAAGGAUGGGAUAAUAUGCAUCGACGCUGGAACCGAUUGGUGUAUGCUAAAGAUACAGCGGAGCUUAAAGAGAAGUGGCAGUGGUUUCAGGACGAAUACAAGGAAUUUCCAAAUCUGGUUCAAUAUAUCCAGACUAAUUGGUUAGAAAGCUGCCCAGAACAGUUUCUCCGUCUCUAUACUUCCCAAUAUCUCCAUCUUGGAGAGUCAGCAACAUCGCGCACUGAAAGUAUGCAUUGGAUGCUUAAACGUGAGCUACAAGGCUCACAAGGGAAUCUUCUUGUCGUUUUACAACACUUUGAGCCUAUUCUUGAGCGCCGCUUUGAGAAGAUUCGGCUAGCGAUUGAUUCUCAAAAGAUUAACCGACGACACGCUUACAUCCUGUUUUUCAACAGCUUGGAUGUCGAAUUUCAAUUAAAGGCAUCCACUUUGCGCAAGAUGAGCUUUCAAGAUAUCUCCCUGAGUCGUCAUCGAAGCCUCCGAUUCCACAACACUGUGACUGUGGUGUAG
Messenger RNA from Penicillium taxi, 1455 nucleotides. Its product is annotated as transposase. Gene Ontology annotation, biological process: regulation of DNA-templated transcription. The record is from RefSeq and is a predicted model, not a curated record. Lineage: Eukaryota; Fungi; Ascomycota; Eurotiomycetes; Eurotiales; Aspergillaceae. The transcript has a single exon. The coding region runs from base 1 to 1455 and encodes 484 amino acids.